Drosophila ficusphila is the source of this 446-nucleotide messenger RNA. RefSeq lists its product as uncharacterized. The transcript has a single exon. The coding region runs from base 60 to 281 and encodes 73 amino acids. The record is from RefSeq and is a predicted model, not a curated record. NCBI's taxonomy places the organism in Eukaryota, Metazoa, Arthropoda, Insecta, Diptera, Drosophilidae.
CUCGGCAUUGUUUCAAAAUUUUAGUUGUAAGCUUAUUAGUUAAUCCAAUAAUAACAAUAAUGAAUAAUCCGUGGCGGGAAAUCGGCUUUGUUAGCAAGCCAAAGAAACAUCUGAAAAUCAUUAAAAUCAAAAAGCGUAUUGCAAAACACAAGAAAACCUUUAAGCAGAGGCAAAAUGAAUUGAUAGAGCUUCAUAUGAGGAAUCGUAUCAAGUAUUUAAUUAUCGAAAAUCUUGAGUACCUAUUAUCAGACAGGAAGUCGAAAGCCAUAAAACAGCUCUAAUUAGAAGAAAGCUCACAGAGUAACAUACAAAUAGUUAUCUUUAAAAAUAUUAUCCUCUUUCUGGAAAAUCCUUGACUCUUAGGAAAUUAUUGUCCCUAUUAAUGUGGUCAAAUAAUUAUAUUUAAACCGAUUGGCAAAGAAUAAAGCAGCUGCAUUUUAAAAUUA